Dendronephthya gigantea is the source of this 5686-nucleotide messenger RNA. Its product is annotated as dual oxidase 2-like. The record is from RefSeq and is a predicted model, not a curated record. Bases 148 to 5046 code for a protein of 1632 amino acids. Gene Ontology annotation, molecular function: peroxidase activity; heme binding; calcium ion binding. Lineage: Eukaryota; Metazoa; Cnidaria; Anthozoa; Malacalcyonacea; Nephtheidae. Gene Ontology annotation, cellular component: NADPH oxidase complex; plasma membrane. Gene Ontology annotation, biological process: response to oxidative stress; defense response; superoxide anion generation. The transcript is spliced from 32 exons.
UUCCGCGACUUAUUUACGCCCUGUUUCUUCCUGGUAAAACAAAACGUGCCGAAAACCAUUGCUAAAAGUCAAGUCUUUCUGGGGUUACUAGUUCACUGAUUAACGCUGCAAUCAUUCAAGAAGAAGACUGAAGUAACUGCCUGUACAAUGGUAGCAUGCGUUGGCCUUAAGGCCUGUGUAUUUACUUUACUCGCGAUACAUUGCAGUGCUCAGUCAACUCAGUCAGUUGACUCAGUUCAGAAUACGACAGUGACACCGAGUGCCAAACCGAGUGCGUCUUCAUCAGCGGCAGAUUUAUCAUCAUCAACCAUCGGCAUCAUCAACCCGUCGUCAACUGCUGGAAGCGUUGCUUCUUCUCAGACUUCCUCUUCUAUUUCGACUGCACCAACAACUUCCACAUCCACUGCCAAACCAACUACACAAAGUCCAAUUCCUGCAAACAGGGCUGAACACAAAGCUGACUUUCCUAAAAUCUCGAAACGUACUCAUGAAGAAUCUGAAAUUGAGUAUGAAGGUUAUGAUGGAUGGUACAAUAAUAGGGCUCAUCCUGAGUGGGGAGCUGUUGAUAUGCCGCUGACCCGACGAAUACCAUCGCAUUACGAGGAUGGCGUUUACCAACCUUCCGGAUCACGUCGCCCCAAUCCCCUGACACUCAGCGACAAACUCAUGAAAGGUGAUUUUGGACAGGGAUCUCACCAAGAUAAAAGUGCUCUUUUGGUUUUCUUUGGUCAGCAAGUCGUGGAAGAAAUACUCGAUGCUCAACGACCUGGCUGCCCUCCAGAAUAUUUCAAUAUCGAUAUACCUGAUGAUUACCCAGGUUAUAAAGAUACUGAGGGUAGUCCAAAGAUUAUUCCUUUUUUGAGAUCCAGAUAUCAUAUGGGCACCGGAUAUUCGCCUAAUAAUCCAAGACAGCAGCUGAAUGAGAUCACACCGUGGUUGGAUGGUGGUCUAACAUACGGCGUGGCUAAGGCAUGGGCUGACGCUUUGAGAAGUUUUAAAGAUGGAAAAUUAGCGAAAAGCAAAGAUGGCAACUGGCCUGAAGAAAACGAGAUUGGGUUACCUAUGGCGAACCCGCCACCACCUGCCAACCAUAAGUUGAAGAAUGCCGAGCGAUUUUUCAAACUUGGUAAUCCUCGAGGAAAUGAAAAUCCAUUCCUGUUGACCUUCGGGAUUUUGUGGUUCCGAUUCCAUAAUAUAAUGGCGGAAAGAAUUAAGAAUAGGACAAACGAGAGCGAUGAUGAAAAAUUAUUCAACGAAGCAAGAAAAUGGGUAAUUGCUGUCCAUCAGAAAAUCGUAUUUUAUGAUUGGCUGCCAAAAUUCCUCGGACAAGAUCCUGAAGAUUUCAAAGCAAAAGAUAAUUACACUUACUCCUCAGCUGUCCAUCCAGGUGUAACACACGUGUUCCAGUCAGCGGCUAUGAGAUUUGGCCAUACAAUGGUCACACCUGGUGUGAUGAGAAGAUUGAAGGGCAAAUGUGGAAGAUUAAAAACAACAAGGCACUCAAGUGAUCUAGAAGACAAUUCAGGAGUUGGAAGAGACGGGGUUAGAACCUGUAACUCCUUCUGGAACCCACAGAUCCCCAUUCAAGAAAAAAAAAAUAAUAGUAAUGAGCCAUUAGACAUUGAUGCAUUUAUUCUUGGCAUGUCGUCUCAAAACGCGGAAAGAGAAGAUAACAUCAUCACAGAGGAUCUACGAGGUUUUGUUUUUGGUGGCUUGGAUUUUUCCCGCCGCGAUUUAAUGGCAGUUAACAUUCAGCGUGGACGGGAUCAUGGUUUACCUGACUAUAAUACAGCACGGGAGGCUUAUGGACUAGCAAGAAAAGAGAACUUUAGCGAUAUAAGGGCGAAUGAUUCUUCUAUUUUACCUGAGAUAUAUGAUGCGUUGAAAGAUGUGUCAGGAGGUGAUAUCAACAACAUCGAUAUUUGGGUUGGUGGUCUACUGGAGACAUCAAAAAGAGGUCCUGGAGAAUUGUUUUCUACAAUUAUUGAAGAUCAAUUCAGGCGAAUUCGCGAUGGCGAUAGAUUCUGGUUCGAAAAUAAGGACAAUAACCUCUUCACCGACGAAGAAAUUGAAGAAAUUCAUAAUAUCACUUUAUAUGAUAUCAUCCUUAUGACAACGGAUAUUUCGGCUGAUGAUAUUCAGAAAGAUCCUUUCUUUACAACCGGAAGUCCGUGUCCGUUAGGAACCCUUACACCUAACGACGUUGAAAAUUGUACGAUCCCGAAGACAUUUGAUUACUUCCAAGGCAGUGAAGCGUCUUUUGCACUGACAUUCACAUUUUGCGGAUUGUUCACUGUUGGUGUAAUCUUGACGAUGCUGGCCCUGGCGAAACGACGUCAAAAAAUGCUGGCUGAGAAAAGAAAGAUGAACCGGCGUAAAACACAACGGAAUAGCAAAGCUGCCGAAAACGAAUUUAUUGCGGCUGAGUGGAGGCGUAAUCUUCCCGAUAGGACAGUCAAAGUAAAGUUAGGGCCAGGCAAGAUCAUCAAGGUUUCAUCUGAACGAGGCCAGCUGCUUCGCACUGUGGAUCUCAGAGGGAUGGAAUGGAUUAUCGUUUUCUUGCAAAGCGACCGAGAACAAACUAUGUUGUCUGCCAGAAUGGACAGGGAAUAUGAUAUGAUUUUGAAGUUUGACAGUGAAACUCAAAGAGGCGAAUUCCUACAAAGUUUUGAAGGAUUCCUGAAUAGUCAUGAGAUCAAGACUAACAGGAAUGAAAUGAAAACGCAAAUGUUGAUAUCAUCCGCGCACACAAAAGAAGAUCGACAAAAAAGACUUGAAAAAUUCUUCCGAGUUGCAUUUGCACACGCUUUCGACAUCGAAUACCAAGAUCAAGACUUCUCCGAGCGAAUGGGCGAAGCAAAGGAAGUCCUUUCAUGUGAACUGUCGAGAACAGAGUUCGCCGAAGCUCUUUCUCUGAAACCUAAGUCACUCUUCGUGGAACAGAUGUUUGACCUGGUUGAUAAGGAUCGCAAUGGAUACCUGUCUUUCCGAGAAUUCCUUGACGUCAUUGUUAUCUUUGCUAAAGGUAGUCCGGAUGAAAAAUUGAGAUUGUUUUUCGAUAUGUACGAUGUUUCUGGUAAUCAAACUAUGGGUCGAGAUGAAUUUAAGCAAAUGAUCAAGUCGUUCAUGGAACUGGUAAACGCCGAUGUGGAAUCAGAUCAGUUGGACGCCCUCACUGACUCUAUGUUCUCGCAAGCUGGAUUCACGACAAAAGAUGAACUGACUUUCGAUGAUUUCAGAGCUGUCAUGGCUGAGUAUAAAGAAAACUUAGAAGACGCUCAGCUUAAUUUGUCUGGAACAGGAGUUGAUGUACCUAAAACGGCAACGGCGGAUAAGAAGAAAAGAGAGAAUGCUCCGACUCGCGCACGAAAAACUGUCAUCAAACACCUUAACACGACACCUGCUCGUACUGCAAAGCGAAAUCCGACAAGAGUUAAAAUUGCCACGAAGAAGACAAAGGAUUAUGAUAAUGUGAUUGUCAAAUACUGGACACACUUCGCAAGAUACGUUUCAAAUCAUUUGUCAGAUAUCUUUAUUGCUGUUUUGUAUACCUUGGUGCUCAUCGCUAUCUUUGCUGAAAGAGCUUAUUACUAUUCUGUCGAACGGGAACACGGUGGCUUACGACGUAUCGCUGGUUAUGGUGUGACAGUAACUCGUGGUGCUGCAAGUGCAAUGAUGUUUACGUAUUCCUCGCUAUUGGUGACAAUGUGUAGAAACCUCAUCACUUUCCUGAGAGAGACAUUCGUUGGACAUUAUGUUCCUUUUGAUUCUAAUGUUCUUUUCCAUAAAUAUAUCGCACUCUGGGCACUGUUCUUCACAGUCCUUCACUGUAUUGGCCAUUCUAUCAACUUUUAUCAUGUCGCAACCCAACCACCAAAUGAUUUGACUUGUCUCUUUAGAAACUACUUUCACAGAUCUCACGAACUUCCUAAAUUCCAUUAUUGGUGUUGGGAAACAAUCACAGGUCUGACCGGAGUCUUCCUGCUUCUUGUGGUUGUGGUUAUGUAUGUAUUCGCAACACAGUACUCAAGACGUCAUGUCUUUACAUCAUUCUGGCUCACCCAUCAGCUAUACAUCGUUCUGUAUCUCCUCAUGGUCCUUCACGGCAGCGGUAACCUUGUACAGCGGCCGUUCUUCCAUUUAUUCUUCCUCGGUCCAGGAAUUCUGUUUGCGCUUGAUAAGCUGGUCAGUAUGUCACGAAAGAAAGCUAAUAUUGCGGUGAUGAAAGCAGAACUGCUGCCCUCGGAAAUCAUCUGUUUGGAGUUCAAGCGUCCACCAAACUUCGAAUACAAAGCAGGACAAUGGUGUCGUAUUGCCUGUGUCAGCCUGGGCGGUGGGGAGUAUCAUCCUUUCACCCUGACCUCAGCCCCGCAUGAAGACAAUCUGAGUCUUCACAUUCGUGCUGUGGGUCCCUGGACCAUCAACCUUCGUCAGACUUACGACCCCGCCAAUCUUCAAUCAAAAGCAUAUCCACAGUUAUAUUUGGACGGGCCAUUCGGAGAGGGUCAUCAGGACUGGUAUCGCUAUGAAGUCUCAGUAUUGGUUGGAGGAGGAAUUGGAGUCACUCCUUUUGCUUCAAUUUUGAAAGAUAUUGCUCACAAGGGAACAAUAAAGUCCACGUUUGCCUGCAAAAAGGUUUACUUCAUCUGGGUAACUCGUACACAGAAACAUUUUGAAUGGCUGACCGACAUUAUCCGCGAAGUUGAGGAAAAAGAUCAGAACGAUCUUGUUAGCGUUCAUAUUUUUGUCACUCAGUUUUACCACAAGUUUGACUUGAGAACUACCAUGCUGUAUAUCUGUGAGCGUCAUUUCCAGAAGAUCUCAGGCAAAUCUCUGUUCACUGGAUUGCGAUCUAUCACUCAUUUUGGACGUCCUGACUUUUUAUCUUUCCUGGAAUCUCUUUCAUCUACCAUCCACCCUGAGGCAUCUAAGAUCGGAGUUUUCAGUUGUGGACCACCUGCGAUGACACGAGGUGUAGAAAGCGCAUGUGCAGAGUUGAACAAAACCGAAGGAGCUGCAUUCAUUCAUCAUUUCGAAAAUUUCUAAGAAAAAUAUUUCCCCACUCACUACUCUGUUGGUGGGUUUCUGCUAGGCUUUAUUAUGGUGUUAGACGUGGACCACUAUGUAGAAUUAUCGACACUUGAAAAUAUAUACUAAACGAUCCAUUACAUGCAUUUACUAUCGAACACAAGGUCACAUCAGCACACUCUCACUAAACACUACAUAAAGUACUGCACAUGGUCGUCAACUUAUUAAUACAUUGUCAUUCAUUGAAACGAGAAAGUUGUGUUACAUAUGUCUUAUUACCCCUGCUCCCUUAUACACAAGGUACCAUAGAAAGCACUUAAGAUUUAUAUUUUUUAUAGUCAAAAGCACUCAUUGCUGCAGCCUUUAAAUCAACAAGUCGUUACUUACGGACAUUCAAGAUUCGCUUUUUUAUCAGCGAUUACACUUUUAAAAAUUACUCAUAAAAACUUUCCAUUUUUGAGUUGACCACCAUGUGCUGUACUGUAGGUAACACGUGUCCAGUGAAGCCUACUAAUUAUUGUAUAUUUUGUUCUCAGUGGUCUGUCGUUAAUAUAACCUAAACUUUGAAGAUAUUAUGAAACAUUUUUAAUCGUAAUAGCUUGCAUUCUAUACAUCUUACUUCAUUUUACUGUUGUUUGAAUAAAUUAAUAUCUUUGUA